AUGAUGGACAGCCGCAUCCUGGAGCACCCCCAUGCCCAGUUCGGCGGCAUGGUGGGCUUCCCCUACCCCAUCGGGCACCACCACGUCUACGAGCUGGCCGGCCACCAGCUCCAGGCCGCCGCCGCCGCCGCCGCCUCGGUGCCCUUCUCCAUCGACGGAUUACUCAACGGCUCCUGCGCCGCCUCGGUGGUCAACCCGACCCCGCUCCUCCCCUCGGGCUGCGGAGACAGCCAGCCCUUCAAGCUCUCCGACGCCGGAGACCCGGACAAGGAAAGCCCCGGGUGCAAAAGACGCCGGACGCGGACCAAUUUCACCGGCUGGCAACUGGAAGAACUGGAGAAGGCCUUUAACGAGAGCCACUAUCCGGACGUCUUCAUGCGGGAGGCGCUGGCCUUGCGCCUCGACCUGGUCGAAUCCAGAGUGCAGGUCUGGUUCCAAAACCGGCGAGCCAAGUGGCGCAAGAAAGAGAACACCAAGAAGGGGCCCGGCCGGCCGGCGCACAACUCCCACCCCACCACCUGCAGCGGGGAGCCGAUGGACCCGGAGGAGAUCGCCCGCAAGGAGCUGGAGAAGAUGGCCAAGAAGAAGCGCAAGCACGAGAAGAAGCUGCUCAAGAGCCAGGCGCGCAACCUCCACUCGCCCAGCGGCCUCUCCGUCAACAGCAGCACGCAGAGCUCCGACAGCGACGGCGGCGGCGGCCUCUCCCCGGACCCGCCCGACGGCUGCAAGGCGUCCCUGGGGGGCCCGCCCAACCCGCCUCUGCCCGGCAGCUGCGACCCGACGGGCCCGGCGUUCUACCCCGCCAACCGGGGCGGCGGCGGCUGCAGCAGCACCAGCUGCCCGGCCAAGGAGGCCUCCCCGUCGGGCUCGGACUGCCCGGCGCCCCCUUCCUCAACGGCGCGGCCCCCCGGCGGCUUCCCCAAGCUCAACCCCUUCAGCGUGGAGAGCCUUCUCUCGGACUCCCCGCCCCGGCGGAAAGCGCCGCUGGAUUUCCCACCGGCCUUGGCGCCGUGCGCCCCGACGGCACGCACCCUCAUCGGCAAGGGCCACUUCCUCCUCUACCCCAUCACCCAGCCGCUGGGCUUCAUCGUCCCGCAGACGGCCCUCAAGGGCCACCCGGGCCAAGAGCCGCCCCAGCGGGGCUCCCCGCCCCCCGCCGCCAACCCCAGCCCGGACCCGGCGCCCCCCAAGAGCAGCACCACCGCCGCCAUCUCCUCGACGCCCGGCUCGGAGCCCGCCGGGGCCCUGGGCCCGAGGAAGGCCGCCCCUUCGCCCCCCGCCCCGGCGACCGCCUCUUCCUCCUCCUCGCCCCCCUCCUACUGCGACUCUUCCUCCCCCCAGGCGGACAGCAGCGGCGCCGCCGCGGCGCAACCAAAGUCCCCCCUGCUCCUCCACCCCCCGGCGAAGGACGCUUGCCAGUCCAGGGACAAUUCGGAUUGUCGCGCGGAGCCCGGCUGUCCGGAAGAGACCAGCAAUUUAGACUGUGAAGAGGUGGACAUGGAGUAG
This is a messenger RNA of Gekko japonicus, 1506 nucleotides long. RefSeq names its product UNC homeobox (gene UNCX). Bases 1 to 1506 code for a protein of 501 amino acids. Gene Ontology annotation, molecular function: DNA-binding transcription factor activity, RNA polymerase II-specific; sequence-specific double-stranded DNA binding. NCBI's taxonomy places the organism in Eukaryota, Metazoa, Chordata, Lepidosauria, Squamata, Gekkonidae. Gene Ontology annotation, biological process: regulation of DNA-templated transcription. The record is from RefSeq and is a predicted model, not a curated record. The transcript is spliced from 3 exons.